AUGGCGAUCCCCUCAUGCAGACGCGAUCCUCACUUCUCCGAUGCGUCGUCUCCAUCCCUAGGACAGCCUCUUAACCCGCCCUACAUCGUCAAGCCUCGCGGGCGGCACACACACACCGUCAUCCUGCUGCACGAUGUGGCCUCCAACGGACACAUCUUCAGCCACGACCUCUUCACCACGGGCAAGACGGCCGCCGGUAAGACGCUCGACUCGGUGUUUCCCGGCGUGCGCUGGGUCUUCCCCUCGGCGCCGCGACGGCCCUGCCAUGCGCUCGAGCACGCCAGAAUCGCGGCGUGGUUCGACGUCGUCAACCUCAAGGACCCGAGCCUUCGGCAGGAAACGCAAAGAAGGGGCCUUUGCACCUCUGCACGGGAGAUAUUCGCUAUCCUUCAUUGGGAGCUGAAGCUCGUCGCGCCGGAUAAGGUGGUUCUCGGCGGCAUGGGCCAGGGUUGCGCCAUGGCUCUCGCGAUGCUGCUCAGCCUCGGUCACAAAAUAGGCGGUGUGAUCGGGAUGAGCGGCUUUCUCCCCUUUCAAUUCGAGCUCGAAAUGAACACGGCCGAAGACUCAUCGAGCGAGAGCGAGAGCCAGACUAGUGUCCGCAGUGGCGCUCGCAGCGCUCGCGGCAGCAACCGCUCAGCGACAUCGUACGACCCAGCCGUCAAGGCGCACAUAUUCCAGCGCACGUUGCUUCAACUCGCCAGCGCUGAACACCCAACCAAAGAUGAGACAUCGUACGGCACGCCCGUCUUGCUUGGUCACGGCGCUCUGGAUGACGUACUGGCUUUUGCCCUUGGUGAGCAGGCAGCCUUGGCGCUGAGGACUGCCGAAUAUGAGGUCGAAUUCAAGCGAUAUGAGGACCAUGGCCACGGGUACAAGGUGCCGGAGCAAAUUGAUGACAUCGUCGAGUUCUUGCAGAAGCGAGUGGGCAUUAUGCCCCAGAGUGACGGCGAUUAA
Molecule: messenger RNA, 954 nt
Organism: Purpureocillium takamizusanense
Lineage: Eukaryota; Fungi; Ascomycota; Sordariomycetes; Hypocreales; Ophiocordycipitaceae
Exons: 1
Coding region: 1-954 (317 amino acids)
Biological process (GO): protein depalmitoylation
Cellular component (GO): cytoplasm
Molecular function (GO): carboxylic ester hydrolase activity; palmitoyl-(protein) hydrolase activity
Source: RefSeq, a predicted model, not a curated record